Messenger RNA from Oncorhynchus masou masou (cherry salmon), 2671 nucleotides. RefSeq lists its product as uncharacterized. NCBI's taxonomy places the organism in Eukaryota, Metazoa, Chordata, Actinopteri, Salmoniformes, Salmonidae. Gene Ontology annotation, biological process: urogenital system development; embryo development; regulation of transcription by RNA polymerase II. Bases 192 to 2141 code for a protein of 649 amino acids. Gene Ontology annotation, cellular component: nucleus. The record is from RefSeq and is a predicted model, not a curated record. Gene Ontology annotation, molecular function: RNA polymerase II cis-regulatory region sequence-specific DNA binding; DNA-binding transcription factor activity, RNA polymerase II-specific. The transcript has 7 exons.
CGGAAGUGAACAGUGACCAGGAAAAUGUCCACGUUAGCGGUUUAUUGUCGUUUAUUAUCACCAUGGAAUUCAAAGUAUAACUACUUUAACUUCCCAGCAUUACAUAUUCAACACAUGUAGUCUUUAAUUCGCUUUAGAGAAAAGACUUGUUCGAUAUACAUUAUCUAGGUAACACUAGCUAGCUGCUAACAAUGGCUAACUGUAUGGUUUUUCACACUCAAAUAGCCUCCAUCAUGGAGGCUCUAGCGAAUGCAGCCGUGGCCGAUAUCUGUAAACUCGUAGACGACGACUAUGCAGUGUUUCGUUUGGAAAUAACUCAAAGCCAGAAAGAAAAUAGGGCAUUGCGGAGGAAACUGCAGCUACUGGAACUGAAGACUGCACGAGAGCGCGUCCUCGUCAGUCGCCCCAGUAGUGUCAAGAUCCUCGACCGAUACAAAGGAAUCGCAAGAGGUGAAGGAAAUCUCACUGGAGGCUACAGGAGCUUUGUGAAGCCAGCGGGACACAAUACAUGGAGAGAUGACCAACCAAUCACAGUUGAUGAGGGGAGUGGAACCUCAACCCAGCAUGAUAUCAUGAUAGAGUCUGCAGAGGCUGCAGGUCCUGGGGUCAAGCUGGAUAAGUCUGAAGAAGAGGAAGACCCACGGCACAGCAGAGACAUUCAGACUGGAGGGGCUGGAGCGCCCCCUGUAGCCACAGAGAACCCCACCCCACCGCAGCCCAGGACCCGACACAGCAUCACGGAGGAGGUGGAGGGUCCAGAGGUGCUGCUGGUGAAGGAGGAGAGUCUGGGGAACCCUGAGGGGACCAUGGUCAUGGAGGAUAACCAGACUACACCUCCUCCUGAACCCGCAGAGGAACCAGCUGAGCAGCACAGAGCCACACACAGUCUCACUGAGUCAGUAGACAUGAAGGAUGGGAAGCCUGAUCUGCUGCUAGUCAAAGAGGAGACAAUAGAAGACGAACCAGAGAGCAUUGACCUGCUGAGUGGACUAAAGAUGGGGGAGCAAGGUGGUUGGCUGGAGGCUAACAGAGGAGACUGGGAGGCCAUCUUGGAUUCCCAGACCGGUGCAGUCAAGCGCUCAGGGGACAAUAUCACUAAGCAGGCCAGGACCAGAGGCAACAUAGUGGAGUCUGCAGUCCAUGAGGACCUGCUGAUUUCAGGUGUUGCUGGCGGGAGAGACUGGACCUCUGAAGUGGCUGGUCACAAAUCCUGGCCCCGGACCCUGGAUCAGGAGCCAUCACUCUUCCUUCCGGAGUCGGAACCAGGACCGAACCGUGAGGGACAGAGACUCCACCACCACACAGAACACAACCAGUGGACAGGUGGACUGAACAACCUCAGUCCUGGUGGUCAUCAGAGAGACAGAGGCUCCAGUCAGGGAUCCAGUCUGCAGCCCAGGCCCUUCUCUUCACAGUCUCAGUGCAGGGAUGAAGCAGGGCCUGGGGCUGAUAGAGAUAGACCCUCCUGUUCCUAUGAUACAAACACCACAGUAUCCAUGAUGAACAGAGCAGGUCACCCUGGGCUUCAGCCUUCACAGAGUGUAGUGGGAGACCCCCCUGGUAGUAGUCUAUCAGCAAGUCUGUCUUCUCCUUCAGAGUCUCGUCUAAUGCCUGGUGACUGGGUUCAUAGGACGUCUGGGUCUACCCUUCCUCAGUUACCUCAGGUUUAUCACACAAAUACAGACAGGGUCAGGAUGGGUGUUCACCACAAGAGGUACCUAGCCUAUAACACAGCACACAAUCCUAACAACACCCAAACAAUGGCUAUAGGUCAAGGAGGGAGCUCAAAUACUAACGACCUGAGUGUGGUGGCUCCUGCUUCUACCUCCUCGGGGUCACAACGUGGGAAGCGAUGCAUUAGGACAGACGCCGACAAGCCAUAUGCCUGCCCCACUUGUGGGAAGCGCUUCUCUGAGGCGAACUAUGUGAAGCAACACCAGACUGUUCACACCAAGGAGAGGCCCUUCAAGUGUAAGCUGUGUUACAAGAGCUUCUCCUUCCUGAGUAACCUUAUCAGGCAUAGGGGUGUCCACAAUGGGGAGGAGCCCUUCAGCUGUACCCAGUGUCACAUGCACUUCGCCCAUGCUGGCAACCUGAAGAGGCACCAGAGGGUCCACACAGGGGAGAAAUCCUCCAGCUGACCCCAUUGUGAGAAGAGAUUCUACAGCCAGCAACAGCUGAAGAUGCACCUGACGGUCCACACGGGAGAGAGGCCUUUCGCCUGUACGCACUGCAGGAAGAGGUUCUCAGAAAGGAGCUACCUCAGGAUACACCAAUAGAAAACCAUUCCACUCUAUAAUAUAGAAAGUAGCCAUACCACUCAAACCCUGCAUUAAAGACAAACAUGAAUUGUCAUUUUUGUCAGCAGAUGCAUUUGGAAUAACAAGAGUAACCAUGUUGAAUAUUCCUGGUGCAAAUAUUGUAUCCAGACAUUGUGAUAUAUAAGCCUAAAAUGUCUGUUCAUAUUGUGUUUGCACUGUGUAGGCUAUAUGAGGUUCACAAAUGCCAUUCAACUACUUAAUUUCUGUCCCAAAACACUUUUAUUGAGAAAAUUAAUGUAGUUUAUCAUACAGAUGUGUAGAUGAGACAGGUGUAUUUAACACUUGUUUAAGUUUAAUAAACACGAAAUGUGACACUUCAUUCUAACACUUUCAUUGACUAGUAUACAUCA